UAAAUUUGGAACGGACAUGCGCCAAGACGAGCGUAUGCAGCAGUUGUUUGAAUCCAUAAAUCAAAGUUUAAGUAAUGAUUCAAGGUGCAUUGAAAGACAUUUGUUUGCCUUUACAUACAACAUCAUUCCAAUAAACACAUAUUUAGGCUUGGUGCAAUGGGUAAAAGAAGCAAAAUCGCUCCGAGAUUUCGUUGAGUUUACCAUGACCGAUAAAACGAUUCUGAAUGAAAUUUCUAUAAAAUAUCAAGAAUGGAUAAUGCAAGCUAACGACGAGAAUUCAAAUGUUAAAAGUAAAUGCUACAAGCAAGCUUUGCUCAAGUAUUCCCCGGAUGAAGUUGAAGCUAAAAUAAAAGAAUUAACUGGGCUUCUUGACUGGGAUCUUUUACGCAAAACGUUUGUAAAAAUUACGUCUUCCAUUGAGUCUUUCUUCAAGUUACGCCAAAAUUUUAUAUUAUCUUAUGCUGUGAUGUGUACAGUCGAUUGGAUUGCUGGUAUCGGCGAUCGUCGGCUAGACAAUAUCCUUAUAGAAGUAUCAACAGGAAAAUGUUUUGGUAUCGACCACAAAAUGGUUUUUGGUACUGGUAUAGAUCAGCCCGUUCCUGAGUUGGUUCCGUUUAGACUUACCUCGCAGAUAAUGGGUCUGCUCAGACCCUUCACACCAAAAGACUUAUUUGGAGCCAGUAUGAGUCAUGUGCUUGCGGCUUUGAGAAACGAAAAAAAUCUGAUUCUCAUUUACUUAAAUAUGCUCUUACUUGAAGAUUUAAAGUGGGAUCAUUUGGUAGAAGAGCGUUGGUUACAAGAUUGUAACCAUUAUGAUGGCGAAUGGUUACCAAAAUUCAAACUUGAAAUAGCACAAAAAAAAUUAAACGGAGAAAAGCCUUCUCUCAUUAUGAUCAAUGAACUGUCGAGCAAUCAUAAUAACCAUGAAAAUCAGUACUUUUCGAUAAAUAAGUGUAUUUUGAGAGGAAAUGAAUUCAAACACGACAAUAUAAGAGCACACAUAAAAGACUGUAAUCUCACGCCGGAAGAACAGAUGCUGUGUUUGGUCGACCAAGCAACGGAUGUUAAUAUUUUAGGUCGCAUUUGUGUUGAAUGGUACCCAUUUGUAUAGAUUACCCAAGAUUUGAAUGAUACCAUCUAAUUAUUUAGAAGAUUUUUUCUACUCAAAAGAGCUUUAA
Messenger RNA from Copidosoma floridanum, 1178 nucleotides. Its product is annotated as DNA-dependent protein kinase catalytic subunit-like. Gene Ontology annotation, cellular component: nucleus. Gene Ontology annotation, biological process: double-strand break repair via nonhomologous end joining; telomere maintenance. Gene Ontology annotation, molecular function: protein serine/threonine kinase activity. NCBI's taxonomy places the organism in Eukaryota, Metazoa, Arthropoda, Insecta, Hymenoptera, Encyrtidae. The record is from RefSeq and is a predicted model, not a curated record.